Linum trigynum is the source of this 1791-nucleotide messenger RNA. NCBI's taxonomy places the organism in Eukaryota, Viridiplantae, Streptophyta, Magnoliopsida, Malpighiales, Linaceae. The record is from the annotation of a GenBank genome assembly.
GGUUUGUUUGUAAUUCACUAAAAUAUAGGAUUCAAUUCCUACCCACUUAGAACCUUUUUAAUAUAUGCACUAUGGCUAGUAGGUUUUUGUUUUUAUUACUCAGGAAUCUCACGGGUCCUACUGAAUCUAAAGACCAUCUGCAAUCAAAUUCGGCUGGUUGGCUUCAACGAGAUGAAAGGUGGAUGUUUGUUUAGUUUGUGCUGAUGGCAAUAAAAUUGGCAAAAAAUUAUUUAGUCAUAUCUUAUAUUAAAUUUCAAUUGAAUUAUGAAAUAAAUAAGCGUUGGGUAAUUAUGCUUUAACAAAUUAUUUUGAUGCAAAUAACUAAUAUUAGAAACAAAAUAGUCUGACUCUAAAAGUCAGAAUGGAGACAACUAUUUAUGUCGCUAAUAACUAAUGAAUGAAUCUGGGCUGCUUCCAGCUAUGAUGGAGCACCGGAGGCGCAGGCUACUCACUACUGGGCGAUGCGUAGAUGCGGACGCGGCUACUGGACGGUGGGAUGUGGUGGCGAGUGGAGGUGGCCGGCGAGUGCGGUGGGAGAGAGACGGAGGUGGUUUGACGCAGCCCGCAAGUCAGGCCGUCGCCGUCGCCCGUCAGGGAACGACGAGUCGCGGUGGCCGGUGUCUUGGUCUCUGGACUCUAGGAGAGAUCGCCGAAUGGGAGCUCGGGCGACGAAUACUUUUCUUUCCUUUUCGAUUUCGGUAUCAGCUGGGUUGUAUGGUAGCCUAGGGUUACAAGCUGGCAGCGAAUGAGAUGUCGAGAUUGGAAAUUGGGAAGGAAUUGAGUCUGUUUCUAUUAGGGUGGGUAAGUGGAAGAAUGGAGUUGGGUUGGGUGGGCAUUGGGCUAUUAGAGAAUGGGCUGAGGGUUGUAAAAUUGGGCUGGGUUGGGAACUUGGGCCUGGGAGUGGGCUCUGGGCAGAUCACAUAUAGGUUGAAAAUUCAGAAAUUCGGUCGGAAAUUCGAUUGUUCGGUUCGGUUCAAAAGAAGGUGUCUCCCCAAAUAUGGUCUAUUUCAGUCCGAUUUCUAAACCUAAUGAGGAGAUGGGAUGGCUUGCUAACUACAUAGGCAGUUAGUACGGUGAUAACUCACCUCAUCACCACAGAAAUUGAUAUGGCCCAAUCCAACGGGCCGGGUCUGGCGCUGAGGGUAUUUUGGAGAAAUAAACAUUAUAGCUUACGUCAUCACGCGGAAUUAUGCCUAGGGUGUGCGGAUUUUGCGGGUGGAAUCUCAACCGUACCUUUGCUUUUCAUGGUCUUUCCUUUUUGUUUUCUUUCCCUUUUCUUUUCCGGUCUCUUUCAUCAAUCGAGAACCCAAUCGGAAGAAUAGUGGACGCGCACCCCAUCUUUGCGUUCGUUUUCUGCGUCUCCAGAUCUCGCCUCGCCAUCUCAAAAGUCAGGUUCGUCUAAGUCGCCGUAGUCCCGUAGCGUUCAGGUCCUCUCUCCUUCGGCGAACCUGCUGCCGUCGCCUUCCUCGUCCUCAGAUCAGUCGCCUACUUUUUGAUCCGGAGCCAUCGUUUCAUGCGCCGGAGUCGCCCUUGCCUUAGCUCACUUCUCAUGCGCCAAUCUAGUCAGCGCCACGCUCAUCUUAGUCCACCCUAGAUUCCAUAAGUUCUGUCGCCGAAGUUGGAGGUGGUUUCUCUUUUAUGGCUUAUCCGACUCGCAAGUUGCUCACGGUUUCCGUCAUUUUUCUCCAACUCGUUUGUCGAUUGGAGGAUGGGUUUUUGGAUUUGGUCUAUUACUCUUUUGUUGUUUUAUCGGGUAGUUAUCAUAAAUGUUAACAAAACUAUUUACUUUGU